Molecule: messenger RNA, 1908 nt
Organism: Elgaria multicarinata webbii
Lineage: Eukaryota; Metazoa; Chordata; Lepidosauria; Squamata; Anguidae
Product: TBC1 domain family member 24-like
Exons: 7
Coding region: 1-1908 (635 amino acids)
Biological process (GO): response to oxidative stress
Cellular component (GO): nucleus
Source: RefSeq, a predicted model, not a curated record
AUGCUACAGGUUGGCCUCGGUUAUACCAGCCCUGCUGGGGGGCCCAUGGCAGAUUUCCCUUUGGAGAAAACAGUGACAAGGGAAAGAGCAAAUUCCAUGAUGGCUGAUUUAAAGGAAGGAGACCUGGAAGCCACACAAGAGUUGGCCAAUUCAUUUAAAGUUGCCUUAGAAAUCCCCUCCAUGAUUGAGAUAUGGGAUAGCGACGCCAUCUCCUGCUUAGACUGCAGUAAAUUUGUGGACCAAAACAAGUUUCCCAAGUUGAAUGAUCAGCGGGACACUCAUCAACAGCUCCUUGGUAAGUCUACUAAAGAGCUGAAGAAACUGGCAAGGGAAGGAUGUUGGGCUAGAAGUCGUGCCUUAAGGGCGCAAGCUUACCAGCACAUUAUCCAGGGCGUACCCUGCCGACUCAUGACCCCAGACGCCCCAGUCUACCAAGAUGUUGCCAGCAAGCUCUUUGUAAACGAGAGUGAGAGCUUUGACCCCUUGCCCGAAUUCCUGGCAGGAAGCAUCAUGCCUGAAUAUUGCCUCACCAAGGAAGGGGUAACUGCCAUGAAAAAGGUACUCAUCUGCAUUUCCAACCUGUACCCGGACAUCACCUAUUGUCCCCUCCUUCCAGCUGUGACUGCCCUGAUACUCCAUUACAGCCAGGACGAAGCCCAGUGCUUUGAGAAUACCUGCCGACUCCUCUACUGCAAUGCUCCCCACACCUCCUACAUAGACCACUCCUUCCUCGCUCAUGAAGCCUCCUGCAUGACCUUUGGGGACCUAGCCAACAAACACUGCCCAGCUGCCCACCGACUGAUAGCAAGCUCCUCAGACAACAUCUUUGAAGUGUAUUCUGAGUGGCUGGUAUGGCUCUUCGAGGACCUUCCAUUUGAUUAUGUCAUCCGCAUCUUUGACAUGUACCUUCUAGAGGGGCAGAAAGUCCUCUACCGAAUUGCACUGGCCCUGCUGAGGCAAUACCAGCUCUCUGUGACUUCAAAAAGCCUGGAGGUGACUGAUGAUAUCAAAGGAAGCUUGCAGGCUUUCAUGUGGGACAUUCACGAGCACAUGACUGCUGACAAGCUUCUAGAGAAGGCAUUUGGCAUCCGGCUUUUCUCUCGCAAAGAAAUCUGGCUCCUUCAAAUGGCCAACAGGAAGGCACUGGUGGAGAAGGGAGUGACCGUGGUGCAGCACAGACAACCAUUCCACCUCACUGUGAACGCACAUAAUUUCACAUCUACCAUUGUUACUGCUCAGGAAAUGCGCAUUGUGUGGUCCUGGAUUCCGGAACGAUUUUCUUUGUUCUCACCUCUCCUCUUAUUCUCAACUUCUGAAGAUGGAUACAGCUUGCAAAGAUUUUAUUCCUGCUGUGAAGGCUAUGAACCAACUGUAUUGCUGUUAAAAACCACACUGGGGGAAGUAUGUGGAGCAUUUCUAUCCUCUGACUGGAAUGAAAGAAAAAAAAGUGGGGGAGCAUCAAGUUUCUUUGGCACAGGAGAAUGCUUUGUUUUCACAGUGCAGCCUGAAAUAGAGCGAUACGAGUGGGUUUUCAUCAAGAAGCCAGAACAAGCCAAAGCUAUGCCUCGUUCCCCACGCCAGCGUUCUCCAUCUCCCUUUCCUUUGGAGGGUCACACAGCAACCAGCUCAAAGCACCUCACUGUGCCAAAGUUAGACAUGAUUAAAUACCGCCUCUCUCCAUUCCUGGCAAUGAGACACUUCAAGUUACCUUCCAAAACAGCCUCCAUGUUUAUGUCUGGAACUCAGGAAGGAAUUGUCAUAGGUGGUGGUGGAGGCCAGGCUUUGUUUAUUGAUGAUAAUCUGCUUCAUGGGAGAACAGAACACUGUGAAACAUUUGACAACCCUCCUCUUUGCCAAGAAAACUUCCAGGUGCAACUAUUAGAAGUCUGGGGCUUUCAAAAUUCCUGA